AUGCUUCAGCAAAUCCACGAAUGCAUCCAGAAACAUGCCGACUGCAAAAACGAGAUGAACCCUGUCCUACCGACGCGUCUUCUGGACAUUGGAACCGAAAAAGAACCGAAAGUCAAACUGUAUGAGACGGCAGGAGAGCGACGAAAAUAUGCAGCCCUCACUCAUAGAUGGGGCAAGAAAAUCCUGAUCACAACCACGAAAAGCACACUCGCGGCAAGGAAAACAGCUAUCGCGUGGUCAGAGCUUUCACCCACAUUCCAAGAUGCCAUCAAGGUCACCCGAAUGCUGGAUCUGCGUUACCUAUGGAUCGAUUCUCUUUGCAUUAUUCAAGACGAUGCCGAUGACUGGCAAGUCGAGGCCUCGAAAAUGGCCGACAUCUACGAAAAGGCAUACGUAACCAUCUCAGCGAAUACGACGACGAGCAGCCUUCUCAGCCCUUCUACCACGCCCACCUUGCUCGAAGGCAUCGUGGGCAAGACGCCCGCGGACCACCUCCUCGCCUCACGCGCCUGGUGCUUCCAGGAGCGCCUCCUCGCAACGCGGCUCCUGCACUUUACAGACGCGGAACUCGUCUUCGAGUGCAAGGCAGGGUGCAGAUGCGAGUGCGAGAGCCCUCACCGCAACAGCACCAGCGCCAAGCAAACUACGUACCUCAAGAACCUGUACGCCGGGAUCGUGCGCCCGGAGUAUGUCGCGCGACUUCAUAUAGCGGAGGAUCCGUGGGAGGGCUGGAAGCUCGUCGUCGGGCCUUAUGCGCGCAAGGAACUUACACAGCCCAGCGAUGUGCUACCUGCGCUGGCGGGCAUGGCGGCGCGCAUGCAGUCGGAGCGCCUGGGCCGCUAUGUUGCAGGGCUGUGGGAGGCGUACUUGGCUGAUGGCUUGUUUUGAUUUGCGAGGGUUG
Aplosporella prunicola CBS 121167 is the source of this 901-nucleotide messenger RNA. RefSeq lists its product as uncharacterized. The coding region runs from base 1 to 888 and encodes 295 amino acids. The record is from RefSeq and is a predicted model, not a curated record. The transcript has 2 exons. NCBI's taxonomy places the organism in Eukaryota, Fungi, Ascomycota, Dothideomycetes, Botryosphaeriales, Aplosporellaceae.